This is a messenger RNA of Trypanosoma theileri, 2877 nucleotides long. RefSeq lists its product as uncharacterized. The transcript has a single exon. The record is from RefSeq and is a predicted model, not a curated record. Lineage: Eukaryota; Euglenozoa; Kinetoplastea; Trypanosomatida; Trypanosomatidae. Bases 1 to 2877 code for a protein of 958 amino acids.
AUGGCAGCAUUAUCACAAUCUGUGCCUUUACCAACACGCCCUGGGGUUUCUUCACAAAGGGCUUCCACUCCCAAUCCCAAUCCUUAUGAUCAGCGUGAUCUACAAGGGAAAGCCAUGCGUAAUUGGGAAAAACAAAAACGUGUAUGGAGUAAUGUAGAGGCAAACAUCCAGCGACGUGUUAACAGGAACGGUAAGGCCCGAGGGGCUUAUAUGAAUAUGGGAGAGGGAGUUUAUCAAACUCGUUUACGUGAAGAGGAACUCGCGUUGGUUGGUAACGCCGUACCAUCGAGUAUCUUCUCAGGUGUAUAUACAUGGGAAAGUACACUCCGUGCUUCUGAAGAUGGAGCCGCUCUUCGUUAUCUCAAGUUUGGAAGGUCCAAUUUUCCAUAUCCAUUGUAUGUUAAAGUAACCGAUAGAGCACGAGUGGAUCCGGAUCAUCUUCAAAACACUCGCAUUGUAUUUCAACAUGAACAACUCCCAAAAGAUUCUAAUACUCCUACUACUACUGUUACUACUACUACUGCUGCUGGUGGUGGUGGUGCUCAUUUUGGUACAACAACAACAACUACUACAACUACUAUUGCUUCUACUACUACUACUACUACUACUAAUGUGGAUGAAGAUGAUGAUGAGAAUGAGGAUGGAGAUGAAGUUUCGACUUUUGCUGCUACACGCAAACACUCUCAAGAGGCUCUUGCGAAUGUGAAACCCGUUUCCUUUAGUGCUGGGAAUUACUAUGAGGAAAAGAUGAAGCGAUAUCUACCAAUUAUUGAGGAGCGAAUGUCCCAUUUUUUCUUACCACGAGCCUACUUGGAAGUUUGUGGUAAACCUCCUGUGUGGACUACAAAUGUGGAAGAUGCAAAAGCGGCAAAGAAGGCAGCACCUGCUGUAGUGCAUAUCCCUCCUCCACCUACAAAAACUUCACCAACUACAACUUCUCUAAACCAGACGAAAACAGCUUUGGCAACACAGAAACAACAACAAGAAAAGGUAAAGAGUCGUCUUCCAAGUAUGGGAGAUCCAGCUAUGCGGGCAGUGAGCAUGGAUGUCGCAGCAUCUUCUGAUCAAGAACCUCCAGGAGAACUUAUUUUGGAGAUAUCUUCCACACGUCUUCUUUUCUUUGCGAGUCCCGGUGAACUAGCGCAUGGAUUUGUAAAAAUAAAAAACAAUGGUAUGAUGACAGUGUACUACACUUGGGAAGCACAUCAACCUAUUACCGCCCUAGACGGUGAUCUUGCGGCUGAGGAUGCGGAUGAUAAAGAUAAAGAUACUGAAGAAGAAGAGGAAGAGGAAGAAGAUGAUGAUGAGGGCGCUGGGAAGUAUGAAAGUCCCUUUCAAAGUGAUGAAAAGGAAGAAGUGGAAGAUUCCCACAAAAACGUAAAUGGUAAUCCCCAGAAUCAUCUAGAGAAAGUGGGAGAGAAUGGACAACAACCACAACGAGAAGAAGAACAACAACAACAAAAGAAGAAGAAUAAAAAGAAGAAGAAGAACAAGGCAGUAACAGAGCAACAGAGAGUUCCACUACGCUCGCUGGCUCAAAAAUCUGCACAGUCCAAAUCCUUUUUCUGUCUUUCAACUCCAUUUGAUGGUGUUAUCCUCCCAGGAGAUGAGGAAAUAUUUCCUUUCUCUGUUAGAGCACCUUUUCCAGGACGUUUUACGCAGCACUAUGAGUUUCUUGUGAUUCCUGUUCUCUCUUCCCGCAUUAUUGUGGAGCUCUGCGCUAUUGUACAAGAUGGUGGACCAUCACUAGAGGCUAUCUCACGCCCGAUUGCAAAUGCAAUUGGUUCAAAGGCCGUUGUUGAUACCCAACGGGCCAUUAUAAAUGAAUUGGUGGCAAAUGAUGAUGUGUAUGAAGCUGUUGAAAUUGAAAAGGCAACACAAGAGCAAAUCACUUUGGCACGAGCACCAGAAGUCGCACGGGAGGCAUUAACAUCCAAAUGGCGUGAGGCAUGGAAUGAAUUCACUUAUACAUCUCUACGUAUUCCAUUUAAUUGUGAUGUGUAUGCACGAUUGGAUGCUUUACAUUCAAACCUCGCACGUACCAUGGACUCCCUUGGACAACCAUUACAUCAUAAAGAAUGGGAUGGAUCUGUACAAACACUACAGGCCGAUUUAUGUAUUUUACGUGAUGCCCCUUCACGUAAUAUACUACGUGAAGCUCUUAACGUAUUACUACAGGCAGCGAGUGUGAGUGAGCAAGAGACGGAACCACUUGAUCUUUUACUGCAACGCGUUGCCGGAACGACAGCCUUCACUAUAUUAGCACAGCGUACAUGUGAAUUAGAUGAUACGAUUGCAUUUUCUCUUGGACUGCGUUCACCACGAAGUGCCCAAACCGCACCUGCAUUGCAGAUUAGUCGUUCUUUGGGUUCUGCUGGUAUGAUGACGGCUACUCCUGGUGCUAUGAGUGGGGCCUCUGCAAGUAUCAAUGCUCCUACAGGAGGACGUAAAGGUAUUAGCUCUGCUAACUCUGUGGGAAAAGCUUCUGGUAAAGUCUCAGGUAGAGGAAAAGGUACUGUUCCUCAUGAUAGUACCGCUGGUUUUGGUGCUUCUGUUUCUGCUAGAGAAGCAAUUGUGGAGGAACUGAUGGCUUUUGCGGAAUCAUUGGGUGGUGGUGAUAUCUCUGUAGAUACAGCUAUUAAAGAAGAAUACAAUACACGUUUCUUCUUGGGUAUGAGACGUCUAGUUGGUGAUGCUAUCGAUCGUAUAUGUGCUACUUGGGAUAGUUCUCGCUCUAGUGUGGAGGCGGCAUGUGGAUUGUCUCUACUUGACACUGUUGAGAAUAUGCGUGCAGAUGAUGUGCGUGUUAUUCAAGCUGCAGAUGAGAUUGAUAUUGACUUUACAGUGGAAGUGAUACAACCAAAGAGGAGGAAAUAG